AAAGAAGAAGAAGAAGCGGAAGCGGAAGCGGAAGCGGAAGUAGUUCAGCGUGUGUAAACUUCAAUGACUGAGUCAGCGUCGUUAACAAACCAACUAUGUUGUCUGUGAAUAAACUGCAGAGAUUAGGACCCGGUGUUCUUUCUCAGUCCUUCCGGAACAUUCACAUUACGGCCGCGUUGUAUACCGUGUCCUGCCUGAGAGGAGAGAGUGGGAAGCGGCUCCGUGCUGACACCAGGUCGCUCCUCAACACACACAGCGAGUCCCACUGUUUGUCAAACCGCUGUCUUUCCACAGCGACCCACUCCGAGGAUGGGAACCUCAUUUACACUGGCAGCCUGGGCAGUGCUGUUCGAGGGGUGAAGCUGUUUUCUUACAGCACCAGCGGGGCCAGCCUCUUUCUCAUGCCCCACAUCCUCCUUAAGACUGGACUAGUAGUCCAGAGCUUCGCCGUGCAGGCCGCUUUCUGUGGAGUCAUUGGAUUCUUCACCUUCCUCACCCCUGUCCUCCUCCACUUCAUCACCAAGGGCUACGUGAUCCGCCUGUACCACAACUCAGACAGAGACACCUACACUGCCAUCACCUACAGCGUCCUUCUCACUGAAAAAAAGAGUGUGUUCCACCAGAGGCAGGUUAGGAUCCCAGCCGUCAGCCAGAUGUUCACCACCUUCUAUGCUGACAAAAUGGGGCUGCUGGUAAACCCAGACAUGUUCUCUAUUCCACAAGACUACAACCACCUGAUGGGCUACGAUAAGCCCUUCAGCUUCGACACAGACGACAUCGAUAGACCUGAUAAGAGCUGAACCAUCGACUGCAAACAGGUUGAAUGUGGUGUCAGUAUAUGAAUUAUUUCCACAACUCCAAACUGCACAGUACAUACACUCACAUGUCUGUCAGGGUGGAACAUUCACAGAGGACCACAAUAUGCAGCCACAAUCAAUUCUCAACUAGAUUUCCAGCUUUUUUUUUUCAAUAUUUUGAUGGAUGUUUCAUAUUAAUAAAUUAUAACUCCAUUAUCAUGACCUGUUAUCUGUUUGAAACAGUUUCCUUUUGUUGGUCUUUGUAACUGUCAUGACCAUGCACAUGUCACUGUAGUUACUAUGAGGAACAUACAAAUGUUUUUGUAUAAACCCAUUUUUCAUUAAACAAAAGUAGCCAGAUUUCACAAAUGUUAAACACAA
Molecule: messenger RNA, 1178 nt
Organism: Sebastes umbrosus (honeycomb rockfish)
Lineage: Eukaryota; Metazoa; Chordata; Actinopteri; Perciformes; Sebastidae
Gene: tmem70
Product: transmembrane protein 70
Exons: 3
Coding region: 96-800 (234 amino acids)
Biological process (GO): mitochondrial proton-transporting ATP synthase complex assembly
Cellular component (GO): mitochondrial membrane
Source: RefSeq, a predicted model, not a curated record